Messenger RNA from Andrographis paniculata, 1564 nucleotides. RefSeq names its product protein phosphatase 2C 37-like. Gene Ontology annotation, molecular function: protein serine/threonine phosphatase activity; cation binding. Gene Ontology annotation, biological process: protein dephosphorylation. The transcript is spliced from 4 exons. The coding region runs from base 102 to 1211 and encodes 369 amino acids. NCBI's taxonomy places the organism in Eukaryota, Viridiplantae, Streptophyta, Magnoliopsida, Lamiales, Acanthaceae. Gene Ontology annotation, cellular component: nucleus; cytosol. The record is from RefSeq and is a predicted model, not a curated record.
UUUCCUUUUUCGUGAUUUUCACAACUUCGUCUUCUUUUCUCGCUGUUUGCUCAAUUUCUGCGGUUGUGGAGCUAUAUUUGUUGCUUUGGAUUUGACGAGCUAUGGCGGGGAUGUGCUGUGGAGUUAGUAUUGGAGAAACGGAGGCUGCUUCGCCGAGGAGGAGGAGGAGGAUGGAGAUUCAUCAAUUCAAUUUUGCGCCUACCGAUUCGGCCGCCGGAGGAAGGAGGAAAAGGCAGAAGAUCGCCGCCGUGGCUCCGGUUGUGGCUCCGAAGUCUGAUUUUCAUGAGGAAAAGGAAAAUAAGGAGGUGAACCUUUUGAACGGCGGAGCGGAGGCGGCGAUUGGCAAAUCGUUCUCCUCAAUGGAUCUGAAAUUUGGUGUGACCUCUGUUUGCGGAAGGAGGCGAGACAUGGAAGACGCUGUGUCGAUUCACUCCUCUUUUUGCCCUAGCGAUUUGCAUUUUUUUGGAGUCUACGACGGCCAUGGAUGCUCUCACGUAGCGACUAGGUGCAAGGAGAGGAUGCACGAAAUACUGAAGGAGGAGCUCCAAAUCGGAGAACAGUCAUGGGAGCGGAGAAUGAAGGAAACCUUCUUAAAGAUGGAUAGAGAAGUCACUCAGUGCGGCGCCGGCCACAAAUCCACCUCCGCCUCCGGCUGCCGCUGCGAGCUCCGGACUCCUCAAUGCGACGCCGUCGGAUCGACCGCCGUCGUCGCCGUCGUAACUCCCGGCGAGAUCGUCGUCUCCAACUGCGGCGAUUCGCGUGCCGUACUCUGUCGAAACGGCGUCGCAUUCCCCCUCUCGGUGGAUCACAAACCGGACCGGCCGGACGAGCUGAACCGGAUACGGGAAGCUGGCGGCCGAGUCAUAUACUGGGACGGUCCAAGGGUUCUCGGAGUUUUAGCCAUGUCUAGAGCAAUCGGCGACAAUUAUCUGAAGCCGUACGUGAUAUCGGAGCCGGAGGUGACGGUGACGGCGCGUACGGCGGACGACGAGUGCCUGAUCCUGGCGAGCGACGGCCUCUGGGACGUGGUGUCAAACGAGACGGCGUGCGGAGUAGCUCGGAUGUGCCUCCAGUCUCGGAAACCUCAACCGGAGGAGAGCUCCGGCAAGGCCUGCUCCGACGCGUCGAUUCUGCUGACGAAACUGGCGUUGGCGCGUCGCAGUACGGAUAACGUCAGCGUCGUCGUCGUUGAUUUGAGGAAAGGCCUGUGAGUAUGAAUUAUGAAUACUCUUCUGCUCGUUGAGGGAUUUCAAUAAUGGAUUAUUAAGUAAAUAAUUUAGGUAAUUGAUUGAUAUUAAUCCUAAUUUUGGGGGUAAAAGUUAUAAUUGUAAUUGUUGGAGAUGAGUGUGUAAAUUUUGAAAAUUGUGGAAAGGUGCAGUUAUAUAAAUGUUGAAAUGUAAUUGGAAAUUGGAAUUAGGCGGAAAGGUGGUGCCUUACAAUAAUUUAAAGGAGUUGUAGAGUUACAGCUGUGAAGUCCCUAUUCGAAGUGUUGACAGGUGUUUGUUUCUGUAGUGAAUGAAUUCGAAAGUAAAGAUCAUGUAUAUAUUCUUACUUCUUCACUGCA